GUCUGCAACCGUGAAUGUGGAGAAGAAAACUGAAAGCUGUGUGUGUAAUGUGUAUGACAAUUGACUAUGUGAGUGAGGGGGAAAGGUGUAGGAUAGCUGUCAAAUCGGCGUAGUUGUUUUUGUUUAGUGAUAUUGUAGAUAAAGUGUGGCUCGUUUUUGUUUAUAUACGGCGAUUAAGUUAAUAGAUUAGUCAAGCGAUUUGCUGUGAUAAGUACCAUUUUAAUUUAUUAUGUAGUUUGAAAAGUAGGAAUUCGUAGACUUUACUCUUCAGAAGAGAGUUCACUGACUUCUCAGUUAUUUAGUGAGAGAGGAUGACAUCCACCAAGGGUCCUGGUCUGUACGACUUCCUCAUAGAAGCGGAACUUCAGCAUUACUUCACUAGCCUUAAAAAUGACUUAAAGGUCCAAACUGCAGCUCAGCUCAAAUUUGUCUCCGACGAUGACCUGCAGCAGUUGGGGAUGUCGAAACCGGAAAUGAGAAGACUGAAGAAAUAUUUUCAAAAGCACUUCCCGCAAAACUAUAUUUCAAAAUUAAAAAAGAUGAUUGUGUACAAGAAGGAGGAGAACGGACAGUCUCUGAUGGCAGCCAUGUUGUCGGAUGAGAGUCUAGACAAGCCUCCCGUGAGGGUUCCCAACAAACACAUCAUCCCUGCAGACAGUAUCUUGGUCAACAAGGAGUUGGGCACGGGGGAGUUCGGUGUGGUGCAGCAGGGUGUCUGGACCAAUGAUGGAGAAAGAAUACAAGUGGCUAUAAAGUGCCUGAGUCGGGAACGGAUGCAGAGUAAUCCCAUAGAAUUCCUGAAGGAGGCUGCCAUCAUGCAUGGGAUAGAGCAUGAGCAUAUUGUCAGGCUUUACGGUGUCGUUCUCGACACAAAUGCUCUUAUGCUGGUGACUGAGCUAGCACCACUUCGCUCACUGUUGGAGUGCCUUAAAGAACCUUCUCUGCGCUUUAGUUUCCCAGUGCUGACCCUGUGUGACUUUGCCAUCCAGAUCUGUGAUGGCAUGCAGUACCUUGAGGCCAAAAGACUCAUACACAGAGACCUAGCUGCCAGAAAUAUUUUAGUAUUUUCAAAAAACAAGGUGAAAAUCUCGGACUUCGGGUUGUCGAGAGCACUUGGUGUUGGAAAGGACUAUUAUCAAACCAAUUUCAAUGUCAACCUCAAAUUACCUAUUGCCUGGUGUGCUCCAGAGUGUAUAAGCUACCUGAGGUUCACGUCAGCGUCAGAUGUGUGGGCGUACGGAGUGACUCUGUGGGAGAUGUUCAGUUAUGGGUUCCAGCCGUGGGCCGCGCUCACAGGCCACCAAAUACUAGAGGCCAUAGACGAACCCAACUUUCAGAGGCUAGAGCAGCCAGACUGCUGUCCGAAAGAAUACUACUCUCUUAUGCUCAAAUGUUGGCAACAUGAUCCGAACAAGAGGCCUCGCUUCGCUGAUCUCAUGUCGUUACUACCUGAUUACAAGCCGGAGCAAGUGCAGGCAGUCCAGGAGCUGGGAGACGAGAGAGUGAAGAGAGAACAGCUGGUGUACCGAGUGGGAGAAGUCAUCACAGUCCUCGACAAGACGCCUGUGGCGGGGGUGGCAAACUGUUGGAAGGGAGUGGUCAACAGUGGUAAGACCGGACUCUUCAACCCUGCCCACACAGUGGCCUACCUGGGCAAUAACCUACCAUCCAACAAGCCAGGGCAGUUCACCAGGGGUGAUGGUAAGAACGCGUAUUCUUCACGCCGUAACAGGCUGCGGCCAGAAAUGAUCUCCUGUCCCCAGGGGGAUGUAAAACACACGGGACAUGUGGGGCUGGAUGGGGCGUACUUUGGGGACAUCUCCUUCCUCGGAGGCACCAAGUAUGAUGGCAUACCACACCAAGUAGUGACACCAUACAAGCCACACGAGGACACCAGCGCUGAGGUGGAGACCCGCAGCUGCUCGGACAGAGCUCCCCUACUACAGUCCAGCCACUCUGCUAGUAGCAAUGGGCUCUCCAGUGAGUGGGGAGAAAACAAGUCCCUGACCAAGCUGCUGACAGACCACGAGUACCAUGAGAUCAGUGAUGAGGAGAACACACCAGACAGUCCAAGGUUUGAUCCAUUUGACCUUGGUCCGAGUCUGUUGGAUGAAAUGGAUGCUGUGCUGAGGUGUCUAGGGGGUCCGCCUCCACCUCCUGCCCCGCCCAGUAGGCCUCCCGCCUCACCCCCACCACCACCCUCCCCACUGGACGAUACGGUCAACAAGCGCAACGAGCUACGGGAGAUGCAGAACACUCUCUCGAAGUCUAAGAAGAAACAGGCAACAGUGAAACCCAUCUCAGCAGCAGACGAAAGGACAUUGGAUUGUGCCAUUGCCAUGGCCAACGAAUUGGCAGCCCGGUCUAUGAAUGACCUGGGGGUCGGGGGCGACCGUCCUCCCUCAGCUCCCCUCAGUCCUACCUCUCCCACCAAGCGCAAGUUCUCUUUCCGCUUCCCUGCAGGGCCAGCUGGAGCUCCAGGCACCAACAAACAGCACCCCCGUCCUGAGGGCAAGACCUUCACUGACGAGGCUGCUUCCAUUCCUGAUAUUCAGGAGUGUGUUACGCCCGAGGCUCAAGCUGCGUACAAUGUGCUGGUUGAGCAGCCCGCACAGGACACCAACCCUCUGCGUAUGCUGCGUUCCGUGCCAUUCGUUCGCCCCAGGGUGCGCGGUAACAAGAAUUUUGCCACGCUGCCCAACCCUGCACAACGACAGUCUUCUGACUUAGCUGCAAGGAACAGCAACACUCUGCCGCACCAGCACCAGGCUCUAGCAGAGAAUAGCACAGUUCCGGUCUCAGCUGCUGCCAGCAGUGCCAGACCUGACACCGAUACUGAUGAUGAUUGUAGCUCUGUCAAAAGAGAAGGCUCUGGAUCAGGUAACCCAGUGCCACUGCCACCUAGAGACAGGAACAGGCCUCCUGCCACCGCCAAGCCCAGACAUCAGCGCAAACACCCUCUCAUCAUCCCUGGCCACGCCACUCGCACCCUGGCACGUCUCAACACGCACACGCAAGAGCCCACAUACCUUGGGUUGGAGGAUGAGCCGUCAUCGGACCAUAUGGCAGGAGAGGAGGAGGCUGACAGUGAGGGGGAGGGGAGACCUACCCCCACACCCCUCCCACUGCCCAGGACACUCCCGGACAUGGGUUCUAAGCAGGAACCGGAUAGUUUCGAGGAUAGAAUCGCGUGCGAGCUGGAGGCCCUGGACGCGAUGGAGGGAGAGGGUGAAGGGCGUGGCCUCCGUGAACAUGUUAGCUGCGAGGACCUGCUGGAGUUUGCAUGUGAUGGCCCCAAUACGCGGCGUACCCGAGGCAAGAGCAGUGGGGUGAACAGUGAUGAAGUACGCAUUAUGGGCAAGGUGCUCGGCAGUAAAGUAUCGGAGGAGAGCAGGCUGGCUGCACUCAACGCCACGGACUGGGACGUACAUCGUGCCAUCAAACUGUGUCGUCUGGACGCGCUACUGCCCCCCGAACUGUGUGCUGACAGUGUAGCCAAGCUGACGGCUCUGUACGACUCAGGGUGGGAAGUAGCGCGCGCCGCAGGAAUGUUGCUGGCUACCCUUGCGCCACAGGACGACGUCACGCAGGUCUGACUCCAGCGUACACACUUGUUACUGUACGGAUCUAGAUUGAAAAUUAUGAGUGAGAACACGUUGUUUGCUGAGAAAAUAAGAUUAUUGUUUCAGAGUUUGAUGAUUACGUUAGAAUUCUACAUUGUAACCUUUUAUAAUUGCAAAUUUUGUACCGAAUAUAAUGGAUAAUUUUUACUUGACUUUCAUGUGCAGAACAAAACGUCUUUCACACAAAUACUCUGUUAUGUAAAAAGUAUAAUUUCAGUUUUGAUCUGUUUUAGAGAAAAAAAUAGGGAUUCAAACUGUUUAGGUAAUUAGAAAAAUGUGUUGAGUAAAGUACUAAAGACAAUUAUUUUUUAAACUAAAAAAUUGUUUUUAAUUAACAAAACUACAGUGAUUAUAUGUUUAAACUACUGUUUUCAAGAAAACAUGUGCUUAGAUAUUACAAAUAAUCAAAAAUCCGUCUUUUUGCAUCACAAUAUUUAUAAAAGUUUGAACAAAACUUUUAAAUUUUUUCAGAAAGUGUCGUAAGACAGUUUCCAACCAAACCUCUUGUAGUAGAGUUGCACUAGAGACCAUGCUCAGGUAAGGAAGAAUAAGAGACCCCGCUAGUGCGGCUGUUGCUGAGGUUGUGCUCAAAAAUAAGACAGGGUUGUGAGGUUUAGUGGCUGUAAAUUGAAAUUAUACUUUUAAUACCAUGAAAUAUAUUCUGAUACAGCAAAUAUUUGUAAUUUACCUCUUUUAUCUUCUAUGUGCAUUAUUGCAUCAGUAUCAUUACAGUACAGCCGCAUGUAUCCGAACUGAGUGGAUAGUCUUAAGAUAAGUAAAUGUGAGAUGGUAAUAAUUAAAAUCUUAAUGUAAAAUAUAAAAUUUUGUUUUAUGAAAAAUAUAGAUAAAGGCUAUACAGUAGUACACACAUUGUUUUACAUUUUUGGAUCUAAAAUAUGUUGUUCUUUAUCUUUGUCUUUGUUAUUUUUGGUCAUGAUUUAGAAAUACGAAACGGUGACUUUCUCAUUGUGAAACUUUGUACUUUGAAGUAACUUUAAACCUACCUCAUAAUAAUACGGCACAUACGGUUGAAAUCUACCUCAUCACCAUUUUGUGAUGCAAGCGACUUGACUAAUUACUUAAGUAUCUGAACUUUUGUAGAGACAGAAGGAUGAAAAUGUUAGUUUUAGCAUGAUCGAAAUAGCUUCUAAAAUUCAAGCGUAUGGAGAGAAUCAUCGAAUCACACAGAGCAUUUUCUACCUCAUUUUUGUUUUAUUAAUGCACAUUUUACUGUAAAAUAUACAUGGUAAAUUAUUGCAUUGUAUUUUUAAUUACAUUUCUAUAAAUAUAUAUAUUUAAACUUAGUUUUUUUUUUCGGCCUUUAACGUAAGAUAGUGGUAUCACUGUUCCAUGCAGAAUAAAAUGGAAUGUCUGUCAAAUUCGGCAAGUUUGGAAACUGUGACUGUACUGUAUUUUAAAUAAUUUAUUUGUAAUGUCAAGUUGAAAUCAUAAUAGUUCUUAAAUUUUUAUUAUCAAAUAAUAGUAUUAAAUUAAGCAUAAAUAUUAAUAGGUGGUCGUUUACAAGUCUUAAUAAUUAAAUUGUAUUUGCAUGUAAUUUUUAUUUUUUAUAUUUAUACGUCUUAUUAGUUUAUGUGAAAGUUAUAAUUCCUAUUAAUAUAUUUAAUAUGUAAGCUUUACUCCUACCUACCUACCUACUAGUACGUUAAUAUUGUUUGGGCUGUAAGUACUUACGUUGUUUUCUAUAUUACGCUCUCUUUUCAUUUUGUGAUCUGUGUGAAAUGUUGCAUUUCUUUUAUAACAGUGUACAUAUUGUGUAGAUAUUAUUUUUGUAUAUAAGAUUUAUAACGCAAAAACCUAAUUUACUCUGUAGCCAGACAUAAUUUAUAACGUUUCUGAUAUUAUUAUUAUUAUAUUUUAGUAAGACCCAUAGGAAAGUGUGCCUGUAUUGAUGUAAGCUCAUCGACUAUAUAUAAGAUUGUCUGAUGCAAAACUAAAUGAAAAAGUCACUUUUGUUUAAUUUAUAAAAUUUAUGCACAUUUUAAAAUUCAUAGUACACAAGCCUGCACUGAAAAUACCGUAUGGAUUUUUAUAAGACAUUUAUAGUAAUUUUUUAAAUAAUUAUUGUUACUAAGUGGAAGAUUGUUACAGCAAAACAUUGUUGCAAAUUGAAAAAUGGAAAAAAAAUAUUGUGAACAUAAAUUGUAUAUUAAACUAUUGUAUAACUUGUUUUUGUGCUCUUUUAAUGUUUUUUACACAAUAUUGUGCCUGCUCGUACUAUUUGUGUGCAUUUAAUAAUGUUAAAUUCUUAUACAGUGUUAUAUCUGUGUAUUUCCCAACUAGAUUAUUAGUAUUACAUAGAUUUGUGUUCAGUAGUAGAGCAUGUAAUAAUUAUUGGUUCGCUUAGUAUAAAUUUAACUUUAACGCAGAGUCAAAUAUAAUCGAUUUGUAGAUAUAUUUGAGUGACAUUUUGUGUAGAAAUUAACAUUAAUUUGUUUUAUAAGCUUUUAAAAUAAAUUAGGCAUAAGAGAAAUCUAAACCAUUGAUUAAGUUAAAUAUGUAUUAAUGUGAAAUUCUAAAUUUUCUUAUAAAUGUUAGAUUAAGGAAAAACACCAUGUGGAUUAACGUUUUGUAUAUUAGGCAUUUAAGAAAAAUAUGCCAUAACGAUUUUAUAUAUAACAAAAUCAGCUCAAGUUUGGAAAUGUAUAAAAUUGUACGGAAAUUGAUUAACUACUGAAUCACUUAAGAAAAUUAUAAACUAGUUUUAGAUUAAGUUUCUUGUUUCUGCUGUUUGUAAUGGAUCUAAGGUCGGAGGCUAGCCUUAACGGGGAUCGGUGCUUUUUCUACUUGGUGAUAGGAUAUUGCAGUUCAUUGUCAUAACAUAAUUUCCCAUUUUCAGUUGUAGUACGUAAAAAUAUAAAGUCCUGUAAUAUGUUACUUACGUUUCUGUUUCAUAAUUUUAGUCAUGUUCAUAUAAUGUGGUGUAAGUAUAUUUUACUUUCAAAUUCCACUAUAAAUGUAUUAUUUCUCCUUGAAAAUUAAUAUUUAUAGAACUUAAGUAAUUAAUGAACUAACCGUAAAUUUUAAAAGAUUUAACCUACCAAAAAUUGUAAAAAAAUGUACCGUACAUAAUAAAUUUCUCAAAACCGCUUAUUUAUUUCUAAUAGUUAGCUAUAGUUAAUUAUCAUGCAUUUAUUGAAUCAGCAAUGCAAUUAGAUUAUUUGAGUUAACUAAGAUUGUAUUGUAUGAGCUGAGGUCGGGUAACGGAAGUGGCCCGAGGUUUAUACCUCGUAAGUGUCAAAGGUCUAGUCUAGCUUUUGUAAUCGAAACGAACCAAGACCAGUCUGUACCAAAAAUGUACUGGCUUUUCAAAAACAUUUUUAUAAAAUAUUUUUAUAUUAUUUAUUGAAAUUAUAUUUUAAUACUUUUGGAUGUGAUGUGAAAUGUGUUCCUAUUUGUCACUUGUGUUCAGUGCAUGAGGUUAAAUAAAUAAACAGAUGUAAAUAA
This is a messenger RNA of Homalodisca vitripennis (glassy-winged sharpshooter), 7088 nucleotides long. Its product is annotated as activated Cdc42 kinase-like. The record is from RefSeq and is a predicted model, not a curated record. The transcript is spliced from 22 exons. Gene Ontology annotation, biological process: protein phosphorylation. Gene Ontology annotation, molecular function: protein tyrosine kinase activity; ATP binding. Lineage: Eukaryota; Metazoa; Arthropoda; Insecta; Hemiptera; Cicadellidae. The coding region runs from base 312 to 3596 and encodes 1094 amino acids.